AGAAAUACUAAUUUCAACGAGUGGCCAUCAUCAGUGGGGAACCUAAAAUAUUUGCAAACACUUGACUUGCAAACUUGUUCGAAUAUUACAGUGCCAAAUGUGUUAUGGAAGAUGGAAGGAUUGAUGCAUCUUUAUCUUCCUAUCCUGCCUUUUUAAACACAGAAGGUAAGUUGCGAAUAGAUAGUUUAAGCAAAUUGGAAACAUUAGUGAACUUUACCUCAGAUAAGGUUGAUGCCAAAGGGCUCUUUAAGUUAUCCAAUCUCAGGGCACUAUCUGAGGCAUACUUGAAUGUAGAACAUGAUGAUGACCUAGCAAUGAUCAACGACUACUUUUUUCAUCACAAGCAUCGGCUGCAAUUCACAUCGUUUGAAGUUCAAAUUGAUGAUUCUUGUAAGGACGAAAGAAUAAGCCUCCUACGAAAAUUUGUCACAUAUGAUCGACUUGGUGACUUGACGAUACGAGGAACCAUUGUUGGUAAGCUAUCAGAAUAUCUUCCGUCUUCAUCCCUUGUGAAUCUUGUGAAUUUAUCCAUGAUCAACUCUCAACUUGAGGACGAUCCUAUGCCAACUUUGAAGAUGCUGCCUAACUUAAGGUCGCUCAUUUUGCGUAAUGCUUUUGUGGGAAAGGAAGUUUUUUGCUCAAUUGGUGGUUUUCCUCAUCUCCAAUAUCUUUCCCUAUGCUAUAUAGAUAAUUUAGAAGAAUGGAGAGUAGAGGAGGGAGCCAUGCCUAAUCUCUCUGAGUUAGAGAUUACUUCAUGCAAGGAGUUGAAGAAGAUUCCUGAUGGACUAAAAUUCAUUUCCAACUUGAAGUCUCUAGUAUUUAAAUUCAUGCCUGUAGCAUUCCAAGAUAGAGUUCGAGUGGAAGAUUUUCACAUAGUUCAACACAUCUAUAGAAUUGAGUUUUAUGAUUGCGAUGUCGAGAUGGUGGAUUUAACUGAUGCCAUUAUAUUCAACUAGUUGUGUUCCCACAAAGACAGUAAGGUGUUUAUGGGUUUAAAUGGACAUUAGAGACAAGAGGAGGUUUAGACAUUGUGGUUGUUCUGGCUAUGACAAUUUUUAUGAAGUUAUUGGUUCCAAUUUGUCAUCAUGGUCCAUAGUAGCAACAGGUCUUAUCUAAUGUUGGGAAGGCUAUCCUGCUGUUUCGAUAAUUGUUAUUUUUCUUUAAAAUUGGAGCCAUUGUCCUCUUUUGAAUUUGGCUUCCCAUGUGCCCCAAUUCCUUCUUUUUGACAGACUAGUAUGGUUUUUGCUCUGAUUUAAUAAAAUCUAAAAUGAUCUCUUGCUCAUUUUGAAUUUUUUCUCCAUCUGUCCACACAUAGUUGAAGAAUGAAGAAGAA
This is a messenger RNA of Diospyros lotus (date-plum), 1333 nucleotides long. Its product is annotated as probable disease resistance protein RF9. Gene Ontology annotation, biological process: protein folding. Gene Ontology annotation, molecular function: alpha-tubulin binding. Lineage: Eukaryota; Viridiplantae; Streptophyta; Magnoliopsida; Ericales; Ebenaceae. The transcript has a single exon. The record is from RefSeq and is a predicted model, not a curated record. The coding region runs from base 105 to 956 and encodes 283 amino acids.